Molecule: messenger RNA, 1876 nt
Organism: Diprion similis
Lineage: Eukaryota; Metazoa; Arthropoda; Insecta; Hymenoptera; Diprionidae
Product: syntaxin-1A
Exons: 10
Coding region: 179-1060 (293 amino acids)
Biological process (GO): exocytosis; synaptic vesicle fusion to presynaptic active zone membrane; intracellular protein transport
Cellular component (GO): plasma membrane; endomembrane system; synaptic vesicle
Molecular function (GO): SNARE binding; SNAP receptor activity
Source: RefSeq, a predicted model, not a curated record
AGAAGCAGGCGAAUCGCGAGACGUAUCGAUUUUAUGAUCGUGUCUCGCGGUUAGUGUGUCCGUUUCCUUAGUUUUUAGUGGCUGUGCAUCCUCCUCUUACAUGGAUAAAAUCGUGAAUGGGAUUAUUUACUAGGUGGAUUUUGCCCUACGCCCAGUGACUCGCGACACGUGAUACAACAUGACCAAGGAUAGAUUAGCGGCCCUCGUCGCGGCUCAGUCGGACGAUGACGACGUGGCGGACGAGGUGUCCGUCAACGUGGGAGGGCAGGAUGAUUUCAUGACCGAGUUCUUCGCCGAGGUGGAGGAAAUUCGUGAAAUGAUAGACAAGAUCCAGACGAAUGUUGAAGAAGUCAAGAAGAAACACAGCGCCAUCCUGUCGGCGCCGCAGACAGAUGAAAAGGUGAAAAUGGAACUCGAAGAUCUGAUGGCUGAUAUAAAGAAAACUGCCAACAAAGUUCGGGCUAAAUUAAAGGUGAUAGAGCAAAACAUCGAGCAGGAAGAACAUACGAACAAAUCGUCGGCAGACCUGAGGAUACGCAAGACGCAACAUUCGACGUUGUCAAGGAAAUUCGUCGAGGUGAUGACUGAAUACAAUCGUACGCAGACCGACUAUCGAGAGCGAUGUAAGGGAAGGAUACAACGGCAGCUUGAAAUCACGGGGAGAACGACGACUAACGAAGAGCUUGAAGAAAUGUUGGAACAAGGAAACCCAGCUGUCUUUACGCAGGGGAUUAUAAUGGAAACGCAACAAGCGAAACAGACGCUGGCAGACAUCGAAGCUCGACACGCUGACAUCAUUAAAUUAGAAAACUCCAUCAGGGAACUCCACGAUAUGUUCAUGGAUAUGGCUAUGUUAGUCGAAAGUCAGGGAGAGAUGAUAGAUCGCAUAGAAUACCACGUGGAACAUGCCGUUGACUACGUUCAGACGGCCACACAGGACACCAAAAAAGCACUCAAGUAUCAAAGCAAAGCUCGACGGAAGAAGAUCAUGAUUAUGAUCUGCCUCGCUAUCCUCGCGGUCAUCGUGGCAACCACCAUCGGUGGAUACUUUGGACUGUGAACAACUGUCAGAAAAAGCAUAGUGCGUCAUAAAUGUUUGAGGAGCUACUGCGUGGAUUGUGUUAUAGUCCAAACAAGAGCGACCGUACAUUUCGGCGAAGAGUGCAUAUCAGUAUCCCAAUAUGCCACCGAGACUGCUGAAAUCAUAAUUAAUACUAAUUUCAUUUCAUUGCUGUUCAUUUUUUCAACCACCCAGUCAUCACAAUGUUAUAGAGGGGUAGAAUUAGCCUAGUGGUAGUAAAGUUUAAUUGAUGAUAUUUUGUAUUGAACGCAGCUUGCAAUAUUCGGUGGGUCAGCAUUUGCGUAUAUUAUAAGUAAUAGAGAAUUAGUUUAUAUAGGGCACCCUUCGUACUAUAAAACAAUGACGAUGAGGCAUCUUUACAGCCGUUACCAUAGACAUCGGUCGAGCUGAUUAACGGCCAGACAAACAUACGUGAAUAGAAGAAAUUACGGGCCGUUAUUUAACAAUGAUGUUUCAGAUUUCAUUUUUCUUCGUGAUAUAACAAUAUACCUCUGUUGAUUCACAUUUAUUCCUCUAACUAUUUCUCUGUCAUAUAAUAUUUUAUUUCUAUACAAUGCAAAGAGCUUGUAUUAAUUAUUAACAUCAUUUUCCUCAGACUUUGAGCGUCCGAUGAUUAUUCUUAUUAUUAUUAGAGACAACCGUCUUGAAAGUUCCGAGGGAUUAUUGAAUCUGAAAUGCAUACACGCCGUUGUUUUAUCGUGCUGGUCACCAUAAAUUAAACCUUUUGCUGCAGCAAUAAUAUUAUAAUAUUAGGUGUUAUGAAUAAUAUUAAUAAAAGAAAAAAAAAAAAAAAAA